Lactuca saligna is the source of this 480-nucleotide messenger RNA. NCBI's taxonomy places the organism in Eukaryota, Viridiplantae, Streptophyta, Magnoliopsida, Asterales, Asteraceae. The record is from the annotation of a GenBank genome assembly.
AUGUCUCUUCGACCCAAACUAGGGUAUAAUUACUCACUUCAUUGUACUACUCGUGAUCCAAAUAACGAUGCCCUUCUUCAAUGCCAUUGUGUUGGGUAUAAGUAUUUUACAGGGGUGAUUGGCAAGUGUCUUGGACAUAAAACUCAUAGUUUGUACCAGUUGAACCCAUUUGAGCAGAGGAUUGUGUAUGUCAUGACCUGCAAAAAAGGAUUAGUAGUUCCUCAACUUUUCUUUGAUCAACUGGUUGAAUGCAUAACUGGGAACAAAAGGCCAACCUACGUUCCAUAUCCACUUCGGCUUGCAUUAAUUAUGACUCCUACUAAAGAGGGUUACAAUGUCAACCAUAUAGUUUCCAUAGAACUUCCAUUUCUCUCAUCUAAGACUAUCAAUGCCAAAUCCAUUAAAGAAGAUACACAUCUUGAUGAAGUUGAUGAUGAGGGAAAUGAUGAAGAUGAAGAGGAUGAUGUUGAUGAUGAAUAA